AUGUCGAAACACAGCUCGUACCAGUCGUACGGUAGCCCCCGUAUGCCCGCAGAAGACUCGUUCAAUCCCUACGAAAAGGCAAAACGCCAAUCGGUGCUCGAGCAGCAGCGUCGUGAAAUGUUCCAGAGGUACAACUCACCCAAGAUCAUCAUCAAAGACGACCCAGUGGUACCAUCGUACCCCAUAGUGGAACUGAACAAGAAGAACGCCCACUAUCACCUCAAAAUAGUUGUGGUAGGUGACGGUGGUUGCGGAAAGACCUGCCUUCUUGUCAGUUAUGCCCAGAACAAGUUCCCUGAAAUCUACGUCCCAACCAUUUUCGAGAAUUAUGUCACCAUUGUGCAGGCUCCCAACAAUAAGCUCAUUGAAUUGGCCCUCUGGGAUACUGCCGGACAAGAGGAAUACGACCGGUUGAGGCCUCUUCUGUAUCCCGACGUCGACGUUUUGCUCGUAUGUUUUGCCCUUGACAACCUUGUAUCGCUACAGAACAUCAAAGAUACGUGGUUUCCCGAAGUGAGUCACUUUUGUCCCGGUGUACCCAUAGUGUUGGUGGGAACCAAGGCAGAUCUUCCCUCACAAAUCGAUCCCGAUCUUCCUAUCCAGCUAGCCACCGAGAUCAAUGCAGUGGGAUACAUCCAAUGCUCGGCCAAGACUAUGUUCAACAUCAAAAUGGUGUUUAACUUCGCGCUCAACCAGUUCCAGAAACAGGUUGAAAUGCAAGAGCAGGUGGAGAAAUCGGCCGGCUCCAGGAAAAGGCUCUCCCGGGUGUUGCACGGGUCGUCAUUGGGAGGUUCAUACGGCUCCAACAACCUCCAUUCUAGAAACGUUUCCUCCACCUCCAAACGGGGACACCUCAAGUCCGACUCGGCAGCGUUAUUGGACUCACCAUUGAUGGAGGACAACUUCACCCAAAAUCCCUACGGGAACUUUCAGGGCGAGUCCAAGUAUAACGAGGAGGAGUUUGCAUUCACCAGGAACGACCGCAAGAAGAAGAAGAGACGGUGCGUCAUUUUGUAG
Molecule: messenger RNA, 1017 nt
Organism: Suhomyces tanzawaensis NRRL Y-17324
Lineage: Eukaryota; Fungi; Ascomycota; Pichiomycetes; Serinales; Debaryomycetaceae
Gene: CRL1
Product: Rho family GTPase
Exons: 1
Coding region: 1-1017 (338 amino acids)
Biological process (GO): small GTPase-mediated signal transduction
Molecular function (GO): GTPase activity; GTP binding
Source: RefSeq, a predicted model, not a curated record